This is a messenger RNA of Symbiodinium sp. CCMP2456, 1824 nucleotides long. The record is from the annotation of a GenBank genome assembly. Lineage: Eukaryota; Dinophyceae; Suessiales; Symbiodiniaceae.
AUGGGGGCCUCCCACCCCGACACAGUCAGCUCCAGAGACUGCUUGUCGGAGCUCCUUCGAGAGGUGUACAACUUGCGAAGGCGCCAGGCCGAAUUGGGCGACAGCGUGCGAAACUUCACGAGCAGCGGCGCAGACUCCCGACGAGACACGGGCGACGAUCAGGCGCGCGGCACUCUGGAGGAUCAGCUGGUGGACAGAUUUCUGGAUCGUCGCGGCGACUUGGGGUGGCAACACCCACACACCCAGCAAGCCCUGGAAGAGCUCGCGGGUUUCCUGCGACAAGAGAAGCGGCUCAAUGAAGCCGCGCAGCUGUACCGGGACCGUGGACAAGGUUUGUACCGUGGACAAGGCCUCCGGCGCAGAGACACAGGUUCCUGCGACAUCACAGUCCGCCACAGUGGAAGCGGCGAGGAGAUUUGCAAGGUGAAGUUAUCCGCUUCCGUUUUGGUCUCCAUGCUGUUGGCGAGCUCACUGGAAGCAGCUGGUCGGGAGGACGGGCAUCUUCUACUCGAGUCAGAGGUGCUAGACGAGAGUGUCAGCGUGGAAACUGCAGGUGUGUAUGGCCGUGCCGAAGUGUUCCUCGUUGUGGUGCGGGAGGCUGAUGGUCCUGUCGAGAGGAAGAAGCAGCUAGAGCGCAUACUACGCCGUCGGGAGAAGCACCUGGGGAUGAAUGAUCCGAAAGUAGCGUCUACUCUUCAGCAGCUCGGCAACGUGCUCGAAGAACUCCAGGAGUUUCAGGAGAUGGCCAACGUGUUCGGGAGGUGCCUUGAGAUCCAGGAAGGGCAGCGUGAUAUUCCGCCAGCAGAGACUGCCGCGACGCUUUCGAAGCUUGCCGUUGCGAAUGGAAAGCUGGGCGACCACAGCAAGGAGGUCAAACUGCUGGAGCUUCGCAUGAACAUUCAAGAGCAGCGCACUCUGCAAGAUGAUUCUGCAAGGUCCGACUUAGAAGCUGCGCUGUUCGAUCUGGCAGUGGUGUAUGGACAUCUCGGGGAGUUUAGCAGGAAGGUCCAACUUUUGGAGCGGGGUUUGAAGAUGGUGGAGAACGAUCUCGGCCUCGAGCAUCCAAAGCUGAUGCAAUUUCUGAAGGAACUCGGAUCGGCUUAUGGAGACUUGGGCGAUGAUGCGAGGGAGAAGAGUUUGCUGGAACGCUGUGAGAGCAUCCAGGCACAAAGAGAAGGUCGUGGUGCUUCUAGAGCGCAUGGUCCGAAGACCCCGAUCCAAACAGCAGUCACAUAUGACAAGGUGGAUGGCUUGGCUGUCACAUUGGGCCAUCGUGACUUCACACAGAUUCGGCAGGGAGUUGUGAUGAUCGCACGGAGGCAUUCCCACGCCAGAUUCGCGAUUUCUGACUUGGAGGAAUGCCCAAAGCUGCCGCCGAACGUGUGUCCUUUGAGCCCUGUCCUGAAGCUUCUGCCCCACGAGACUCGCUUUGACGAGGAGCCUGUACUUCUCAUCAUCCGUGUCUGCACGGGUGCUCAGGCGGCGUGGCGCUCAUCGUCGGAUGGCGGUUGGGAGUCGCUUCCGGAUGUGAAGUUUUUUCCAGGAUAUGCCGUGCUGUGGCUGGAUCAUUUUUGCGAGCUCUUUGUCGGAACUGAUGGUACCUGCGCCCCAAAACCCAGAGGAAUGCUCGUCCGUGGCUUCGUGGAUGGAGCCACAGGGAGGGGCAAAUGCGCAGUUCUGCACACCAACUGUCCCUCUUGUACCCAUCAGCUAGAGCUGACGUCCGACUACCGCGUGGACCCCGAGGUCCUGAGGGGAUUCGACGAAAAAACGGGCCGGCUUUCUGUGCAGGCUCCUACAGCCAUGGAGACAGACUCACCAUAG